UGGGCGUGUUGGCAGUUUGUGUUGUGAGAAGCCCUCGCUGCCUGUUGCAAUGCCUGUGACUUUGGGCACAACUAGGGCCCCCCUCCCUAACUCAGGAGCCCUUGCCCCCAGGCCCAGUGCACAAUUACUUUAAGUUCCCAGCACUGGGGAAAGUUCUGGCAAGUUUGGCUGAUGGCCAGCGUGAAUUGCAAAACUGCCGUCUCCCUGUUCAAGCGGACUCUGUCUCUGGGCCCAGCUCAGAAGCCUUGUGGCCAGCGCUCACUGCUGACUGCCAGCCGACUACAGGAGAGGGGUCUGAAGGAGGGCCGCACGGUGCAGAUAUGCUUUGCCCCCCAGAGUCAGGCAGUGUGCAGGAUUCAUCCCGUCUAUUUCCUCCAACAGGACUCCAUGAGCGACAGCCUGCAGACCUGCUACCGAUACCUCAAUGAGACCAGCAGGAGUUUCGCCGCUGUCAUACAAGCGCUGGACGGGGAGUUGCGGCACGCGGUGUGUAUAUUCUACCUGGUGCUGAGGGCUCUGGAUACAGUGGAGGACGACAUGACCAUCGCUCUGGAGACAAAGAUCCCCAUGUUGCACGACUUUCACACUUACCUGUACCAGGCCGACUGGAGGUAUAUGGGCAGUAAAGAGAAGGACAAGCAGGUGCUGGAGGAUUUCCCCACGAUUUCCCUGGAGUUCAGGAAACUGGAAGCGAUUUACCAGGAAGUCAUUGCAGAUAUCUGUCACAAGAUGGGAGUCGGAAUGUCUGAAUAUUUGGAGAAGAAGGUUGAGACCCUGCAGGAGUGGGACCAGUACUGUCACUACGUCGCUGGCCUUGUCGGCAUCGGAUUGUCUCGUCUGUUUUCUGCCUCCGAACUGGAAGAUCCCAUCGUGGGCCUGGAUACAAAGCUCUCAAAUUCCAUGGGACUUUUCCUACAGAAAACCAACAUCAUCCGAGACUACCUGGAGGACCAGAUGGAAGGCCGAGAGUUCUGGCCCAAAGAGGUUUGGGGCAAGUAUGGGAAGAAGCUGUCAGACCUGGCCAACCCGGAGCAGAUAGUCCCAGCGGUGCAUUGUAUGAAUGAACUAAUAACCAACGCUCUCCAUCACGUCCCCGACGUCCUCACUUACCUUUCCCGACUAAAGAACCAGAGCGUCUUCAACUUCUGCUCAAUUCCACAGGUGAUGGCUAUUGCCACCUUGGCCGCAUGUUACAACAACCAGCAAGUGUUUAAAGGGGUGGUAAAGAUCCGCAAGGGGCAGGCGGUGACCCUAAUGAUGGAUGCUACCAAUAUAGAGGCGGUGAGAGCCAUCAUGUACCAGUAUGUAGAGGAGAUCUACCAGAAAAUCCCCCUGACAGACCCCUCGUCCGGCCGCACCCAACACAUCGUCACUUCCGUUAGGAAUUUAAGUUUGUCCGACGCCUCGUUGGCUUCCCGGAACCAUUUCUCCCCCAUCUACUUGUCAUGCGUCAUGCUAUUGGCUGCCAUCAGUUGGCAGUAUCUCAGCACCGUGUCUCAGGUAUCGGAGGAGGUUCAUAGCAAGUGACUGUCGUGGGUUACGGAGGGACAUGGCUCCUCCCCCGGAUGCCGGGCUCCGUCUCUACAGCAUUGGCAUCCCUAGGUCUGGUGCAAGCACAAAGGGAACGUCCAACCCCCCAGAUGUACUUUAUUUACCCAAAGGAUCAUGGGAUUGAAUCAAUCAGAUCCCAGUGAUGGAAACUUUGGCUCACGAUUGGGAAAAACAUGACGGCACAUAAUGCACCUUUAUCCAGAGUCGGUCGCUGAGCAGACGCCAUACAUACCCCAAAGGACGAGUUUUACGUUUUCUGAUUUUAUUGGCUAUUUUUCAAAACCACGGACAGCUCUGAUUGGCUCUCCCAGCUCAAUAUGUGGACACCCGCCUAGGUACUGCCUGCCAUCGGGAAGUCGCUGGUGGUUUUGGACAGGCCUGAGAGAGAGACAAGAGGCAGUUUGAUUUUUCAGGUUCUAAGAUGAAUCUUUGUGCUCGUCAAUAUCUUGUGGAUUGUUACACGUCUGCAAAUAUUAGGGAUGCACAGAAUCCAGGAUUCGGUUCGGGAUUCGGCUUUUUUCAGCAGGAUUCGGCAGAAUCCUCGUGCCUGGCUGAACCGAAUCCUA
Xenopus laevis (African clawed frog) is the source of this 2117-nucleotide messenger RNA. It is a transcript of the gene fdft1.L, whose product is annotated as farnesyl-diphosphate farnesyltransferase 1 L homeolog. Gene Ontology annotation, cellular component: endoplasmic reticulum membrane; membrane; endoplasmic reticulum. Bases 172 to 1527 code for a protein of 451 amino acids. NCBI's taxonomy places the organism in Eukaryota, Metazoa, Chordata, Amphibia, Anura, Pipidae. Gene Ontology annotation, molecular function: transferase activity, transferring alkyl or aryl (other than methyl) groups; squalene synthase [NAD(P)H] activity; D-glucose transmembrane transporter activity. The transcript is spliced from 7 exons. Gene Ontology annotation, biological process: hexose transmembrane transport; steroid biosynthetic process; lipid biosynthetic process. The record is from RefSeq and is a predicted model, not a curated record.